AGCACACAGCUAGACGUUUCAGUGCAGCGAGGAAGAAAGCUGCAACGGGAGGGUUUGUUGCUUCUGUGGAUUUCCAAAAUGAAGGUAAAGAUUAAGCAGUGGAAUGGUGUGGCAUCCUGGUUAUGGGUGGCCAACGAUGAGAACUGUGGCAUCUGCCGCGCGCCGUUCAAUGGCUGUUGUCCAGAUUGCAAGGUUCCAGGAGAUGACUGUCCACUCGUCUGGGGUCAGUGCUCUCACUGUUUCCACAUGCACUGCAUCCUAAAGUGGCUGAACUCCCAGCAGGUGCAGCAGCAAUGUCCCAUGUGUCGUCAGGAAUGGAAAUUUAAGGAGCGAGACACCACCUGAGGAGAAUUCAUCAAUUGCUUAAUCAAGUGCUUUUAUAUAUGUAUAUUUGUGUGUUUGUUUUUCAUCAUAAAAUGUAUGUAAAACUGUGAAUAAAUAACCCACUAAACAUUUUUAAAACA
Molecule: messenger RNA, 464 nt
Organism: Misgurnus anguillicaudatus (oriental weatherfish)
Lineage: Eukaryota; Metazoa; Chordata; Actinopteri; Cypriniformes; Cobitidae
Gene: anapc11
Product: APC11 anaphase promoting complex subunit 11 homolog (yeast)
Biological process (GO): anaphase-promoting complex-dependent catabolic process
Cellular component (GO): anaphase-promoting complex
Molecular function (GO): zinc ion binding; cullin family protein binding; ubiquitin protein ligase activity
Source: RefSeq, a predicted model, not a curated record